This is a messenger RNA of Theileria annulata, 753 nucleotides long. RefSeq lists its product as uncharacterized. Lineage: Eukaryota; Apicomplexa; Aconoidasida; Piroplasmida; Theileriidae. Gene Ontology annotation, biological process: maturation of SSU-rRNA from tricistronic rRNA transcript (SSU-rRNA, 5.8S rRNA, LSU-rRNA). Gene Ontology annotation, cellular component: nucleolus; 90S preribosome. The record is from RefSeq and is a predicted model, not a curated record. Bases 1 to 753 code for a protein of 250 amino acids. The transcript has a single exon.
AUGGAUAGGUCUCCCCCUCAUUCUUUAAACCAUAAACAACUGAAACAAGCUCCAUCAGAAAACAAUAAUAACUUAAACAAAUGGCCAAAUAAAAAGGUUGUAAAGAAGAAAAAGAAAAGAAAGAGUAAUGCUCCAGUUGAAUUGCCAAAUAACUUUUCUUUCAAUCCUUACGGAUCGAAUAAACUUUCCAAGAAAUCAGGAAAGGGUAAGAAAAUGGUAACAAGAGAUCCAAGAUUCAGUGAACUGUCCGGAAAACUCAACGUGGAUAUGUUUAGAAGAUCCUAUAGCUUUUUGGAAGAUAUGAGAAAAGAAGAAGUUAAAGAUAUUAUGCAGGCAAUUAAAAUCAACAAAAAAUUUGGAACGGAUAGCCUGAAAGGAAUUGAAUCAAUGAAGAAAAUUUCUCAUCUUAAUAUAUCUAACAUAGAAGAAGCCAAAAGAGCACUUGAUAGGUACAAAGCUGAGAAUGCGCACCUUGAAAAGAAGGAUGAAUUGAGAAAGUUGAAGAAGUCAUUGGUCAAAGAAGAGAUGGAUAAAAUAGCUUUAACGGGAAAGAAACCCUAUUAUUUCACAGACAAGAAGGUUAAAAAGAUUUAUAAAGAGAUUAAUAAGAAGAAAAUCGAAGAGUCUAUGAAAUCAACUGCAAUCAACUAUGGACCAAACAAAGCAAUACACAAAAAAUUGGAAUCCCAGAGCAGAAGAAUGGUUCCUAAGGAACGAAAAUUGAAUCUUGUCCCAAGUCUUAGGGAUGUGUAA